Papaver somniferum (opium poppy) is the source of this 1609-nucleotide messenger RNA. Its product is annotated as exonuclease V, chloroplastic-like. Bases 152 to 1450 code for a protein of 432 amino acids. The record is from RefSeq and is a predicted model, not a curated record. Lineage: Eukaryota; Viridiplantae; Streptophyta; Magnoliopsida; Ranunculales; Papaveraceae. Gene Ontology annotation, molecular function: single-stranded DNA 5'-3' DNA exonuclease activity. Gene Ontology annotation, biological process: interstrand cross-link repair. The transcript has 6 exons. Gene Ontology annotation, cellular component: nucleus.
UUCCCCAAAAUAAAUAAAUAUUCAAAGUAAAAAGAAUAGAAAAUAGUUACUCGAAACCUUCACUCGAGGCGUAUCAGAGAAGGGCCACAAGUUAUACCGGUAUAUAUCGUCAACGGCUAGUUUUGCAGAAAUUGAAAACCCUAAAAAAAAAAUGACAGAACCAAUUCCACCAAAUUCUUCUCCUCCUCCAUUGAUCCCAAUUGAGAUCAUAAGUGAAGAAGAAAUGACUCUCAUUGAGGCUGCCUUUGCAGCUACCACAAAGUAUCUCUCCUCUCGAUCUUCUUCUUCUUCGACUUGUCAAAUUCAAAGAAAUGGAAAAUCAGUUGAAACAAUCACUCUUCAUACCAAGAGGAGAUUAUCCGGUUGUUCUGAAUCUGAUAAAAAUAUCACAAGUACAGAUAUUGAAGAUUUGGUGGAUAACUCAAAAAAUGCCCAGAAGAAACCGAAAGUAUUUGAAACGUUUUUACAUAGAUUUCGAAGGAAAAGAGGUCUUGCAAUUACAGAUAUCACUGCUACGGAAUGGUGUGAAAAACAAAUGGAAUUUGUUCUUCUUCGUGGCAAGCCAAAAGCCACCAGAGCUAUGAAAGCAGGUACGGCUCGUCAUACAAAACUUGAAGAAGAGGUAAUAAAGAGGGUGGAAGUUCGUGUAGAAGCAGCAGAAGAUGCUUGGGCAGUUAGGUUAAUGAAUUUCAUUGCCGGCACGAAUCAACUAAUGUUUCAAGGGUUAACGCGCGAACUGCCAGUAAUAGGUUGUGUACAAGGUGUUUGGAUGGUGGGAGUGAUUGAUGAAAUCCGAAUGCCAGUAACAGAUACUUCUCGAAAUCCUAUUUUUGUUGACACAAAAACUCGUGUUCGACCUACACUUCCUUCGGGACCGCAAACAAGAAAUGGAAGGCUUCAGUUAAUGUGUUACAAGUAUAUAUGGGACAGCUUGGUGAAAGAUAACUUCAAUGCAAGAAGUUUCUUAAGCUUUUUUGGUUUGAACCCUCGCUACACUUUAUCUGAAGAAAUUCAACAGCACACUUCUAGCUCUGGUUUUCCUGCAAAGGUGAAUUUAAUUUUCUUCACUCUUAAUUGUGUUGUACCACUGAUCGACACUUUGCCUUGUUUCCAUGAGCAGACCCUCGAGGACUUGCUUGCAUAUUUCAGAAAUACAUGUUCUGUGCUGCCUCUGGCAAACGAGCUGCUUCUUUUAAGAUAUGAAUUCCAAGGAGAUCAAUCGUUGUUGGGUGAAGACAAUUUCACAUAUGAUCAUGCUUGGCUCACGGGUCAGAUCAAAUACUGUCUCGAGUUCUGGUUGGGAGAACGAGCAGCUGGUUUUGUUCCUCAGGAGGAACGUUGGAAAUGCAGAUCUUGUGAGUUUGCUUCCGUGUGCUCUAGUUAUGCUGCUGCUGAUAGCAGAAGUAUCUAUAGAGGAGAUCAAGUUGGCACCAUUUCCCCAUCCAUUUAAUUUCAACUGAUUGCAUAACAUUCCUUUAGUUAUGCUGCCUCCAAUGUGAGCGGUAUAAAGAGAUUUCUGCUGUAGUGUAUUUGUCCAUGUGACUGCAAAUCGCCAUGGGCGCAUUUGCCAGGGUCAUGAUUAAAUGCAAGUAUUUACAAGUUUUCUCCU